AUGAAAUUUUUUGUACAACUUUUUUUUUGUUUGCAUAUCUUUUAUAUGUGUUUUUUCUGCUUUUUUUGCGUUAAAAAACAAUUUUUUUUUGUUUUUUGCGCAGAAACUGCAGUAAAAAACAAUGACCCUUGUUUUUUUACACACGCAACCCUGUCCGCACGAAAAUUCCAAAAAAUUGAAUUUAUGCCCAACUUUCGACAACAAGGAAAAAUUCAAAGCUUAGGGUAUAACUCCCAGUUUCACGCUAGGAAUACGCCAAAUUGGCCUAGGGAUGCCUGCAGACGAUGCUGGGCUUUUCCUUUCCAACUCUGAGCCAACCUUUUCACUCGAGGAAAAUCCAAUCCUGAAAAUGGACUAGGGCUAGACUUUAUAUUACUAGAAUUACUUACCUUGCCUCGCUCUCAAUUUCUGGGUAGCAAAACCUUGCCGAUAUAA
Blepharisma stoltei is the source of this 435-nucleotide messenger RNA. NCBI's taxonomy places the organism in Eukaryota, Ciliophora, Heterotrichea, Heterotrichida, Blepharismidae. The record is from the annotation of a GenBank genome assembly.